AGAAGCGCGGCGCUGGCCGGGGGCCUGGCGUGGCCUGUGCCCUGGGCCCCUUGUCCCGGCUCCCCCACCCUGUGGCAUGUGCCUGUAGCGGCCUUGGUGGACCCUCGAGUACAACGGGAGACCCCCCCGAGCCCCGCGGGCGCUGGCCUCGGUUGACACCGCCGCGGGAUGAGGAGCGGGAAGGCCGCCUGCGCCCUGGGGACCGUCUGGGAGGCCGAGCAGAAGGACGGGGACGCCGAGCGGCGUGUCUACGAGCACCAGGCCGCGCAGGCCACUGCCCAGCAGCCCCCGGCAGGGGCGCCAGCCGAGGACGGGCCCCGCCGGCAGGGCGCCGAGGAGGCAGAGGCCCCGGGCGGCGGCAGGAGCGGGCCCGGGAAGGGCCGGGCCGGGAGGAAGCCCCUGCAGAAGAAGAGGAAGCGCUCCCCGCGGGGCGGGCUGGGCCGGGCGGACCUGGCCCUCGUGGGUCUCUCGGCCGACCACAUCUGGCUGGACAAGCCGCUCUUCGACCGGGCGGAGCGCUCCUACCGCCAGAGGCUGGCGGACGCGGCUGCCCAGACUGCCUGGCCGCCUGCCCUGGCCCCCCGGAGCCCCUGCACCCACGGAAGCCAGGUGGCUUGCCACCACGUGACCUGGGGCAUCUGGGUCAACAAGCCUGCCUUCGACCAGGCCGAGCGGGCCUUCGUGGAGUGGUCACAGGCCCUGCUGCUGGCUGCGGAGGGGGCCAGGCGGCAGGGACUGCCCAACACAGGCCAGCCGGCCUCUGCCCCCGGCCCGGCCCUCGCCUGCCAGCCCAGCCCUCCCAACGGCCAGCCCCCACGAGGCAGCCUGCAGGCGCUGGUGCGGGAGGUGUGGCUGGAGAAGCCGCGGUACGACUCGGCCGAGAGGGGCUUCUACGAGGCCCUGUUUGACGGCCACCCCCCCGGGAAGGUCCGCCUGCAGGAGCGUGCUGGCCAGGCCGAGGGCGCCCGGCGGGGCCGCAGAGAACGGCGGGGCCGCAACGCUGUGGGAGGCAAACGGGCCGGGCUGCGGCGGGCAGAUGGCGAGGCACCCCCUGCCCUGCCCUGCUGGUACUUCCUGCACCGGGACGCCGAGGCUCCCUGGCUGAGCAAGCCCGCCUACGACAGCGCCGAGCACCGCCACCACGCCGCCGAGGCCCUGCGGCUGGCCUGGCGGCUCGAGGCUGCCUCCCUGGCCCAGCGCCGGGGCCGGCCUGGUCCAGCUGUGCCCAGCCUGAGACCCAAGAAAAUGGCCACGAACUUCCUCAUGCACGAGAAGGUCUGGUUCGACAAGUUCAAGUACGACGACGCGGAGAGGAGGUUCUACGAGCAGAUGGACGGACCUGCGGGCGCCUCGGCUCGCCAGGAGAACGGCGCCAGCGUCAUCCUCCGGGACAUCGCCAGAGCCAGAGAGAACAUCCAGAAGUCCCUGGCCGGAGUGAGGCGCCGGCCCGGGGCCUCCAGUGGGCCUGGCGGGGACCACACCGAGCUGGCUGUGCGCAUCGCCAGCCUGGAAGUGGAGAACCAGGGCCUGCGAGGCGUGGUGCAGGACCUGCAGCGGGCCGUCGCCAAGCUGGAGGCCCGGCUGAGCGCGCUGGAGAAGAGCUCACCUGCCCACCGGGCCACUGCGCCGCAGACCCAGCACGUGUCCCCCAUGCGCCAAGUGGAGCCCCCCGCCAGGAAGGCGGCCACGGCCACGGAGGAUGACGAGGAUGACGAGAUAGACCUGUUCGGCAGCGACGAGGAGGAGGACAAGGAGGCGGCGCGGCUGCGGGAGGAGCGGCUGCGCCAGUACGCCGAGAAGAAGGCCAAGAAGCCCGCGCUGGUGGCCAAGUCCUCCAUCCUCCUGGACGUCAAGCCUUGGGAUGACGAGACGGACAUGGCCCAGCUGGAGGCCUGCGUGCGCUCCGUGCGGCUGGACGGGCUGACCUGGGGUGGCUCCAAGCUGGUGCCCGUGGGCUACGGCAUCCGCAAGCUGCAGAUCCAGUGCGUGGUGGAGGACGACAAGGUGGGCACGGACCUGCUGGAGGAGGAGAUCACCAAGUUUGAGGAGCACGUGCAGAGCGUGGACAUAGCGGCUUUCAACAAGAUCUGAGCGCGGGCCGGUGGGGGGGGGGCCUGCAGCCAUUAAAGACAGAUUCUGCC
Talpa occidentalis (Iberian mole) is the source of this 2141-nucleotide messenger RNA. It is a transcript of the gene EEF1D, whose product is annotated as eukaryotic translation elongation factor 1 delta. The record is from RefSeq and is a predicted model, not a curated record. NCBI's taxonomy places the organism in Eukaryota, Metazoa, Chordata, Mammalia, Eulipotyphla, Talpidae. Gene Ontology annotation, cellular component: cytosol; eukaryotic translation elongation factor 1 complex. Gene Ontology annotation, molecular function: guanyl-nucleotide exchange factor activity; translation elongation factor activity. Gene Ontology annotation, biological process: translational elongation.